CAUAUUGCAUGAAAUUCUACUGUAAAGUGGUGGAGACGAUAGCCAAAAAUUCUUCAGAAUGAGUGAUGACGAGCCCGAUGUUGGGUUGGAAAGCGAUGCUGAGAAGCGAGCCCACCACAAUGCCCUGGAACGUAAGAGGCGCGACCACAUCAAAGACAGCUUCAACUCCUUGAGGGAUGCUGUGCCUAAUCUGGAAGGGGAAAAGGCAUCCAGAGCCCAAAUUUUGAACAAAGCCACCGAGUACAUCCAGUUUAUGAGAAGGAAGAACAACUCACAUCAGUCAGACAUCGACGGCCUUAAAAGGCAGAACCAGCAACUGGAUCAGCAAAUUCGUCUCCUGGAGAAGAACCCAAGCGACCCGCUGGCACUCAGCAAUGGCCUAGCACUCCUCAACAAUCCCAAAAGUACCACUGUCUCAUCCUUUGAGCGGGCCUCCGAUUCGGACUCGGAUUCCUCGGAGGACCGGGCCCGCAUCCCCCCCAAGAGGUUAAAAACGGGCGACGGCCCGCCCCCAUCUGAGUCCUCUUCCGUUCCUAAUGUCAAUAAAUUGCCUGUGAAUAACAAGACGUGAUCUCUUAUGGGAUUUGUGCAUGAAAUGUGUUGUCAGAAAUGGAGUGUGCAUCUUACAUUGUCACAACUGUGCCCUGCUUUCCUUGUCUCACAUUCAGUCUGAGUCACCCUGAUGAGCCAUGUCCAGCUGUUCCAAUUUAAUUGGAGCCAUUCUGAUUUGUGACGUUUUGAAGGAGUACAAAUCGGAACAUUUCAAUUUUCAGGAGAAAAACAGAAAUGUGAAAAACAUCUCGUAUACCGUUCAGCACACCGUCAAGGUGCUCAUCCUUGAUAAGCAUGUACAUCCCCGAGCAUGGUGGUCAUGAAGAACAUCAGAUAGCAGUGAACUACAAUACAGGUACUCCGGGGGAUCAUGUGCGAAAUCAUUUGCACACAGGUGUACAAUGACAUGAUGUGAUGCGGGCACCCAUGGGCUGUGUCACUUGAAAACACCCAUUGCAUGUAUACAGAUGGCAUCCUCAUGCUUGUCCAGUAGCCCGCCCGGUCACUGAAAAAAACAGCUGUUGGGAUCAACAUGUACAUGUUCUCACCGUCUGGUUCUCAGACCAAAAGAUCCCAGCUGUGUUAAUUUGGCGUUGAAAGAGAGUGAAUCUGUGUGGUUGCACUGCUCGUGCACCAGUUACUUUGUUUUCUGAGUUGCCAGUGUUGGCAGGUGUGCUGAGCAGUUGUCACACUUGAGCACCAUCAGAUGAUAGUACUUAUUAUGAGGGAGAUCUUCAAACGUGUCAGGGCAUAAUUUCUUGUAUGCUGUAUACAAGGUUUCCUGCCCAGAGCAUGAUAGUACUCUGUUGCAGUCCCCCCUCGUGUUUCUUGCUGAGUUUGGUUUCCAAGUCAGAGUUGCUCAGCUACACUGUUUUUGUCAAAGAGGCAUGAUCUUACAUUUAAAUUGUACCAACAGAGAUUGUUUCAGUUGAGGACCAGCUGUUGACCCUCUGGAAGACAGUCUUCACACGACCAUUUAUCAUCACCCCAGAGGUACACGUGUGUCAGCUUUGGACUUAAUGAGGUUGGGAACAGCAAGUUAAGACAAACCAAACACACACACACAUAUUAAGUGGGAAAAAGCAUGGUGCAGGCGGAAUGCAUGGAUCAGUGUGUAGAAAAUGUCAAGGAAGGCAGGGUACAAAGCACACUCCAGUUUUCUUGUCAUAAAAAUUUUCAUUUGUUGUACUGUUGUGUUUUCCAGUCAUUCUCUGAGAAAUUGAACUGUAUGUUUUUACCUAGGAGUGUAUGUGGAUGUACAAGUACGUGGCCUAGUCGUAUGAACUAUCUGUAGAGAAUGUCUUGGGCAGAGGCUUACAUUGAAAACUUUUUCUGUCUGUAUCAUUUUGUACAUUGAAACUUUUUUUCACUUUACCCACUCGCCCCUCUUUAUACCCGUGUAUGGCAUGACUGGUUUUGAUGACCUUUGACGCUUUCAGUCCAGAAGGCAGGAUAUCCUGUGACAUUGGUUGUCCACUGUAUGCAUGUCACCAUCAGUAAAAUUACUUUCUGUUCAUUACAUUGCCAAUUUCAUCACCGUUUUCACGAAGAUGCAAACUCCUAUGCAGCAUAAAAGUAAACUUUUGAGAAAAACGCAUUUGAAGUGGGUCACUUUUUACAGCAGCGAUUCAUAGAGAUCAACUGCAAAAGUUGAUUAAGUACACUGCGCACAUGCAUGCAUGUGCACCUUUUAACUGUUAUAAACUGCAAAACGUUUAAUGUCCAAUUUUUAAUCUUAAGUAAUUAAGGAUUACUUACUGACCAAAAAUGUUUUAAUUUGUGAAAACUCAAACCCUAGGGGAAGGGUAUUGGCAACUUGCAUACUUUUACCAUUGUGCCUGCAAGGUGCAAAAUUGUUACAUUUGUGUAGAGUUCCAGAGUUGACUUGUGGUAACAACAGUGUUGCCCUUCAUUUCUUCUUGUUAUCUCUAUGGAGCACACUCCUCGUUCUCUGUGAAAGUGACGGCAGUUUAGGUGGAGUUUUUUCCUAGAAUACCAUCAUGAUUGGCUAGUUUCAGUAGAUACGGUCAAAAUGAUUUUACCAGUUUGUCGGCAUCAUAUGGCGUGGUCGAUUUGGCAAGAAGACCACAGAAAUUUGAAAAAGUAAUGAUUUUUGGUCAGUUUGUCUCUUCGUGAAAAGUGUCCAUCAACAUUCACAUUUUGACCACUUGAUAUAGUAUCCUGACGUGACCAUGUCAGGGGCGGCUAGAAGCCUUUGUCCUUUGAAGCCUUCACGCUGUGAGCAACCUCUUGCCUCUCCAGGUUGUUUUGUUUGUAAAUGUUUUGGUAUGCCAUCCCUUCUCCCAACUUCUUGCCACGGUGCCUGGCUGCUCCCAGUAGAAGGUUAGUCUGGUUCCUAGACCUGACAGUUACCCUUACUUAAAGUGAAGGUCUGGUAGCCGUCACAGAUCAAUAUGGAACAUUGUGCAGUGCAAGAUUUAUGGUGUACAUGUAUUUUGCGUGGACUAUGGCAUAGCAGUUAGUUUUUAAAUACUAGUAUGGCCAUCAUGCUAAAGUGGUAAUAACUAUUACUACACAGAUUACAAAGUAAAGUUGCUAAAAUCGCAUACAUGACGUGUAUGGAGAAAUCAGAAGAAAAGCAAUGUGGGGAUACUUCCAAAAAUGUACAACAGUUUAUAAAAAUUAAUGAGAAUGAGUGCAGAAAUUUUGGACACUUUCAGAAAUGGGAGGAAUUUUUUCUACUGAGGUCAUCUGAGCUGUGGCAGCUUUCAGACUUUGAGACUCUUAAUAGUUGGAAUCAUGUGGUCUGGGAACCAGACUUCUCUGUAAGCUCCAUUUGAAGAAAAUCAGGAAUGACCAACAAGGCUAAAAUUUAGAACAAAACUUGAGCAGAGUGUUUUGGGCCUUUUGUAACAGAUGUUUAAAUAUUUCUAAUCUGCUGCAGACCAUUACCUGGUUUCAGAGAGUUUGAUGGAUGGCAGACUGUACAGACAUUGUUUCUUGGGGAUCGGCCUUUGUACUGCAAUUUUGGGCAUGUCAAAGGUUGUGCUGUUGGUUUUGUGAAUUGUGAGAUUAGGGUAGGUUACCAGCAAAAAAAUUGGCAUGGAAGUUGGGAUGGAAAGGACUUCAGUCGUACCAGAGUUCCUAGAGGAAUGCUCCUUGAAAGUAUGCUGCAGCUUGAAAGUAUGCUGCAGCUUGAAUUACUUUGUACAGCCAAAAUACUUGGGCUUCAUCCGGUUCGUAAGUGUGACGUCACUUCAGUUUAAACCACGCCCACUGCACAUGCAUUGCACUAGAGUUGCAUGCAUUGAUGGCUGAUUACACGGAACCGGAAGUUAAUGCGCAACUUCAGCAAUCGUCCAAUGGGAGCCUGCAAAUCGUGGCACGUCCACCUUUGUGAUGAAGUCACUUACGAACCGGAUAGAGCUCACUGAUAUUUCACUUCAGACAAAAUUACACAGUGAAAAGGUCCAGGGAUUGGUGCAAGUGUUCACUUCUAAUAUUCUUGUAUACUCCUGUAUGCUGAAAGUACUCAGUUGGCAAAGCCAUGGCAAAUAGGCAUGAUAUACCAUAAUGUUCCUAGGGUUGAUUUACGGUAGUCUUAGUUCCAAGACCUUCCUGCACUUCUGUAGUUUAUUCUGCAAUCAUGAACCAUCACUGUCAGAGGGCGCUAUCUCCAGAUGAAAUACUGAAGUCAGAGAAGGACCCAAUCAAUGUAGCACCCUUCUGCAGUUUCAAUUAAUCCAUUUCAGCCAAAAGGAGAAAUGUGAUGCUCUUGGAACCAAGGCUAGGGUUGAUUAGGAUUUGGGAUAGGACUUAAGUGUAGCUCAAAUGCUGUUGCCCGUGUCAUGAUAUGUACGAUACAUGUACGUGUUACUGGACAUGGGUCAUGGUAAUAGUCUCUGGUUUUUUUGCUGCUUCAGCCACUGACAAGUGAGACCAUAGAACUGCAUCACUGGUAUGGGGCCUUCAGUGGUCAUACACAUCAUUGUUGCGUAGUUAUAAGGACAACACACCUGUUGAAACAGACGUCAGGACAAAUUUUUGUCCUCGUGUUUGGGUCCUGACUUUCCUAACAUAAGGAAUUGUCCCCUUAACGCGAUGAAGGUGUGGGCAGUGAAAUUCCUCCUCCUUUAUUCCCACAUAGUUCUUGUAACAAAUCUUGAGGAGCCAGUCUCCCAGUAACUGAAACUGAUAUCCGUUUAACUUGCAGUUCAGUUCAGUUAGAUGAAAGAAUAGACGGACAGAUUCGCAGUGGGACAAAAUUCUGACAGAAGUGUUCACUAGUUUAUGUUUCUGUAUUUUUUGUAAUUGUAAAUAUUGUGUGAAGUGUGUAACUUCAUUAGGCAGAUAAUUAUUUUUGUAACGAGUUCGUUCUUCUCAUAGGCAAAUUUUGUUAAUGAGCGGGAGAGUAAUCUUCUAAACAGUCUCAAAUCAGAUCUGGUUGAAGAUAAGAUGCUGUUUGAAAUUCUGAUGCAGAUUUUGAUAAUGACCUUUGUUAAAUUACUACCUCUUGACAGUGUUAGACCUCCUUCGCCAUUGGUAAUAAAGGUUGGUUGCUUUUAACAGGGCAUGGUUAGCCAGUUCACUAUUCCAACAGAAGCCAAAAUCAAGCCCUUUAUCGAUCACUCAAGAACAUUGGUGUGAGUUUGCAAGGUUGGCCCAAUACUCUGAGUUCUUUAAAUUCACUGGAGCAUAAUAAUUUGAAUUCUCCAUACUAAAAACACUGUUGCUAUACCUCGUGAU
This is a messenger RNA of Acanthaster planci (crown-of-thorns starfish), 5259 nucleotides long. Its product is annotated as protein max-like. Gene Ontology annotation, molecular function: protein dimerization activity; DNA-binding transcription factor activity. Gene Ontology annotation, biological process: positive regulation of transcription by RNA polymerase II. The record is from RefSeq and is a predicted model, not a curated record. Gene Ontology annotation, cellular component: RNA polymerase II transcription regulator complex. Lineage: Eukaryota; Metazoa; Echinodermata; Asteroidea; Valvatida; Acanthasteridae.